This is a messenger RNA of Anoplophora glabripennis (Asian longhorned beetle), 900 nucleotides long. RefSeq names its product piggyBac transposable element-derived protein 3-like. Gene Ontology annotation, molecular function: sequence-specific DNA binding. The annotation marks the transcript as partial. The record is from RefSeq and is a predicted model, not a curated record. The transcript is spliced from 2 exons. NCBI's taxonomy places the organism in Eukaryota, Metazoa, Arthropoda, Insecta, Coleoptera, Cerambycidae.
AUGAGUGACUGCGGUGUGGGAUUUGCAAGAGGUUUCUCGCUAAAUGAGGCUCUUAGCAUGUUAGAAGAUCAAGACGAUGUUUUAGAACAAACUAAUGACAUAACUAUAUUUCCUCCGCAAGGGGACAUCACCGAUGAGGACUCUGGUGAUGAGAAUGUGGUCGAGAUGAGUAAUUUACCCGCAUCACAGCUUCAAGCUCCUGCCGAAAUAAAUUUGAAACGGUACAAUAAUGACGAUUUUUCGUCGGAAGAUGAGCUGCCGUUAGCUCGAUUGAUCUCGGUAAAAUCGAAAAAGAAAUCAUCAAAGAAAAAAAAAGUAUAUGAGUGGAUUAAGGAAGAUCUUCCUACAAAUAACUCCGACUUUACUUCAGAUAGUGAUAUUCCAAAGAUUGAAAAUUUGAAAUCUCCACUAGAGUUAUUCCAAGAUUUUUUCGACGAAGAUCUGUUAGAUCUUAUAGUCUUAGAAACCAAUAGAUACACUGCAAGAAAAAACAAUGUGCAAAACAUAUCAACAAGCGAAAUAAAAGCAUUUAUAGGUGUUUUGGUGCUAAGUGGAUAUGUAUGUGUCCCCAGAAGACGAAUAUAUUGGGAACGAGAAAAAGACGGCCACAACCCUCUUGUGUCGGAAGCCAUCACUAGAGAUAAAUUUGAAUAUAUUUUGACGAACAUUCAUGUCAAAGAUAACGAAACCCUAGAUAAAUCUGAUCGUUUUUCCAAAGUAAGGCCAUUGUUUGAUCAUCUAAAUAAAAAGUUUACAGAAGUAAGUCCUAUGGAAGAAAUGCAUUGCGUCGACGAGGCCAUGGUUCCUUAUUUCGGAAGGCAUGGCUGUAAACAAUUCAUUCACGGAAAGCCCAUUAGAUAUGGAUAUAAACUGUGGGUAGGGGCAACCAGGCUGGGCUUU